AUGGCGCUCGCAAGACCAACGGCUAAGCUCCCCCCAGGAGCUAACAGGAUCUUGUUUGUCAAGAAUUUGAACUACCAAAUUACGGGAGAAGACCUCUACGACCUCUUCGGGCGGUACGGCAGUAUCCGCCAGAUUCGCGUUGGGAGUGAGCAGAAGACGCGGGGGACCGCAUUUGUCGUGUUUGACGACGUGAUGGAUGCCAAGAAUGCUCUGGAUCACCUGAACGGCUUCCAUCUCCAGGAACGGUAUAUCGUCGUUCUGUACCAUAUGCCUGCGAAACAAGACGCUGCUGCGGCAAAGGCCGAUCUGGCUCGAAGGGAGGAGGAAUUGGCACAGCUGAAGCAAAAGCAUGAUAUCAAGGACGAGGAUUGAUGUACGAACCGCUGUAUCUACGUUUCCAGUCUGUGUUAGCUGGCGCUGAUGUCUUGAUGUAGCUAUCGCUUAUUCCCCGCAGAUCCCAGUGCAGAUGACACAAGGGACGUGGGUUAGAUUUGUCUGUCUAAUCACGCUCAUCUCGUAGCGCAGGCCGAUCUCCCCGCUGUGCACGAUCUGCCCGCACAGCUUCACAGCCAUAGCAUAACAAUUAGUUCUUAACGAAUUGCACUACAUCAUGGCACAACAUGCCCAGACAAGAUACCCAUCAUCCCGCGUCGGCGUACCGUCGUGGCGCCGUCCGACGUCGGCGCGCACCUAAGAACCCCGUGCCUUGAGGCAAUUUGGACACCAGUUGUUGAUAUUGGGCGCUGCUCCAAGCAAGUUAGGCUGUACAAACGGCUUGUAUGAAAUAUACUUACAGUAUUGUUCAGGGAAUUGAUGGCUGUAGGAUAGGUCAGCGAUGCACGAAACUCACGACGGCGUGGCCUUACUACUGCCAACAUCCGUUGCGACAUUGGUCGCCUGUGCAGGUAGGAGGGUGAUUAUUGCUGAAGACACAGUUGUUUUGCUCGCAAUUGAUCUACGGCAUGUCGGUCAGCUGUGGGCCCGAUGCCGAGCCAGACUGACACACCUCCACCUCAGGCUGCAAUAGUCAACGCUUAGCGAGCUGAAGUGGCGAGACAGCAUGAAACCUACCAAGUUCAACCCAUGCCCGCACUGACUGGUGGCGAAAAUGGUCAGCAUGGUCGAAGCAUGUGCCGGUAAUGCCAGUAAUGUCUUACAGGUAAACGUUCCUAACUCUGGUUGACAAAUUCAAUGACUCGCCAACGGGAUUGUGAGCUUCGAGACGUACCGACGAUAUUUGCACAUGGUGAAGAGUGUGGCGUGAACUGAGACUGGUCGAGUGAGCUGUGUGUUGAGUUUGUGCUGGGCCGACACAUUCGCGUCGGCUUUUUAUAUGUUUGAAGUCGG
Messenger RNA from Phanerochaete carnosa HHB-10118-sp, 1347 nucleotides. RefSeq lists its product as uncharacterized. Gene Ontology annotation, molecular function: mRNA binding. Lineage: Eukaryota; Fungi; Basidiomycota; Agaricomycetes; Polyporales; Phanerochaetaceae. Gene Ontology annotation, cellular component: cytoplasm; nucleus; ribonucleoprotein complex. The transcript is spliced from 3 exons. Bases 1 to 372 code for a protein of 123 amino acids. The record is from RefSeq and is a predicted model, not a curated record.